Rhinocladiella mackenziei CBS 650.93 is the source of this 498-nucleotide messenger RNA. RefSeq lists its product as uncharacterized. The transcript has a single exon. Gene Ontology annotation, biological process: response to heat; response to salt stress; protein folding. Bases 1 to 498 code for a protein of 165 amino acids. NCBI's taxonomy places the organism in Eukaryota, Fungi, Ascomycota, Eurotiomycetes, Chaetothyriales, Herpotrichiellaceae. The record is from RefSeq and is a predicted model, not a curated record.
AUGGCUCUUCUUCCACGCCUGUCCUCCUUCGCUCCCGCGCGAACCGAAUUCGGCCCCUUCUUCAACCUGUUCAAUGACACCUUCAACGAGCUCCAGAAACUGUCGGACUCGGUCUCACGCACCUUCUCACCACGCUUUGACCUGAAGGAGACCAAGGACAGCUACUUGCUGGAUGGCGAGCUGCCGGGGAUCGAUCAGAAGAACAUCGAGAUCGAAUUCGUCGACGACCAAGUGCUGACCAUCAAGGGCCGCACCGAGACGUACAAGGAAGAGGGCCAGCCUCCCAAGGAGGCCACGGCCGGGGGUGCAAAGGCCGCCGAGCCCGAGUCCACCAGCUGGAUCUCGGAGCGCAGCGUUGGCGAGUUUGCACGCAGCUUCGCGUUCCCCUGCCCUGUGGACCAGAACAAGGUCAAAGCCAGCUUGAAGAAUGGCGUGCUGAAUGUUGUGGUGCCAAAGAUGGAGAAGGCCAGCACGACCAAGAGAGUCACCAUUGAAUGA